Fusarium venenatum is the source of this 2898-nucleotide messenger RNA. RefSeq lists its product as uncharacterized. Gene Ontology annotation, cellular component: cytoplasm; cytosol. Gene Ontology annotation, molecular function: ubiquitin protein ligase binding; protein-macromolecule adaptor activity. Gene Ontology annotation, biological process: ubiquitin-dependent endocytosis. NCBI's taxonomy places the organism in Eukaryota, Fungi, Ascomycota, Sordariomycetes, Hypocreales, Nectriaceae. The record is from RefSeq and is a predicted model, not a curated record.
AUGGCAACAGAACAAGACCGUCGUCCCGCUUGGGUUCCUACUCACGACAACAUUUACUACCGACCUCGUCUCAUAAAGAAAAAGUCCGUUUCUGGACGAUUUCCUGCUCCAUUGAUCGGUCCUCGAAGAUCUCGUCCGCAAGCGAUCCACAUCGUUAGCUACCCGUCUGGUUACGUUCCUAAAGAGCUGCGGCCAGAAAACCAAAACAGAAGCAGACCUCACAGCCCUACGCUCGUUGACGACCCUCGACCUGCGCCUUCACUGCAGCCUCAUCCCUCGACAACUGACAACAACAACAAAAGGCAGACCAAAUCUCGCCUAGCAACUCGCCGCAGGGACAAGUUCCUGAGCUCUUUUACUUUGUCCAACACUGAACCUGAAUCUAUUUCGGGUCCUACAGCUGCCGAAGCGCUAUCUAAUACUGACCGCUCAACUGGGCAAGGCGCGACUGCCAACACCAAUACGACCCAGGCAAUUGGCCAGUCUUGCUCGCCAGAAUCGGACUUGGCCUGCGAAGCGCCUUCCGCGGUUGGCUCGAGAUUUAGAUUUACUGGGGCAGGUCCAUCCGCAUCCCCGCCAGCUUAUGACGACAUAAUUUCACGCCCUGUCUCCGGUUCUAGUACUACUGCGCCUGAUACUACAUUAGGCUUUGUCGCUACACCCGCUUCAACGCCUUUGAUCAGUUCCAAUCCUGCCGAUUGCAACUCCAACUGUAAUAGCAAUUCCCCUCAAUCAGCCGCGAAUAUGGCGACUGCACGAACUUCGCAUCCUUCCCUCCCUCUCUCCAAUUCAAACCGAAACAGCUUCAUGUCUGCCCGUUCAUCAAAAUCUGCCGUUACUUCAGUCUCAGAGGUCCCUAAGCCCGUCGCUUCCGGCAGUGGCGUGUCUUGCUCAAUUUUAUUAGCUGAACCAAACAUUUUCCUCUCAGGUUUCGACCAUGAUGGUCAUGGCCACCGUGAAGGCCAGAGUGGUACUGCUUUGUUGCGUGGCAAGCUUCAAUUGCGCGUUACAAAAAAUGUAAAGAUUAAGGCUGUUCAACUUAAACUCCUUGGUCGCGCCCGUACAGAGUGGCCCGAAGGCAUUCCUCCUCUCAAGCAAGAAGUGUUCGAGGAGGAGAGUCUGCGCACUCAAGUACUGACUUUCUUCAAUGCCAUGAACGAUGGCUGGGAAUCUGACUAUGGCAACCAAUGCACUUAUCGUCUCAAGAGUGGCUCUCCCAAUGGUAGCUCUACAAAUCUUGUUCGACCUAAUGCAUCGUCCUCUUUGACCCCGCAACAAAACAACCUUUCUGCCAAAGAUAUGAAGCGUUUAUCUCUCCAGAGUGUCCAGUCGCGAAGUUUCCAGAAGGGCGACAGCCCGAUCGCCUCGGCUACACAAGCCAAGGGUUACAAAGUCUUUUACCCCGGUACAUAUGAUUACACUUUUGAACUACCCAUCGAUCAUCACCAGCUGGAAACAACCAAGCUACAGUACGGAUCUGUCAAGUGGGAAUUGCAGGCGACCGUUGACCGAGCUGGUGCAUUCAAGCCUAAUCUGCACGGUACCAAGGAGGUGUCUAUCGUUCGCGUGCCUGACCAACUGUCCCUGGAAAUGACAGAGCCAAUCUCAAUCAGCCGUCAGUGGGAAGACCAAUUACAUUAUGACAUUGUCAUCUCGGGCAAGAGUUUCCCCAUUGGUAGCAAGAUUCCCAUCGCCUUCAAGCUUACACCACUGGCCAAGGUUCAGGUGCACAAGCUCAAGGUUUAUGUAACAGAAUCCAUCGAGUACUGGACAAACGAUAAGCGUGUGACCCGCAAGGAUCCGGGCCGCAAAAUCUUGCUGCUCGAAAAGUCUGCUGGCAAGCCCCUUGAUUCUUCCUACUCUUUAUCCGAUAUCCGAACACUCCGCGGCGGAGAGCUCGACCCUGAACAGCGACGACAGGCCCGUGAGGCAGCUGCCAGAAGACGGACACAGGAAGCUGCCAGACGACAAACUACCGCUGAGCCACUGCCCGAACCAUCUGCCAACCUUCUUGGUGACCUGGACUUGGGGCUUGAGACCAUCUGGGGCUCAACGGAAAUUGAAGCCAAUGUGCAGAUCCCGACCUGCGAGAUGAUGGCCAAGAACAAGGAGCUGCGACUCAACCCCGACUGCAGCUGGAAGAACGUCAAUGUGUUCCACUGGAUCAAGGUCGUUAUGCGAAUUAGCCGAAUUGAUCCUGAUGACCCCAGUGGUACAAAGCGCCGGCAUUUCGAGAUCAGCAUCGAUUCACCUUUCACAGUGCUUAACUGUCGUGCCACACACGCCAACACUAACCUUCCUGCUUAUUCAGGCGCAAACUGCAAUGGAGCCACGUUCCAGUCCUCUUGCGGGUGCCCUGAUGCUUUCACCGUUCCUACCGAUGCUUCUCCCAGCUCUUCCGAGGGUACACUGCCAGGUGUUAACCCCAACAGCACUGACAAUCUCCCUGUGCCACCCCAGGCUGCCCAUUUGGCCAACGCUGUCAGCGGGCAACAGGAACCUCGACCAAUCCAUCUCCUCCGAGUUCCUAGCUUCAACCCCCCUGCGUUCGAAGACGAUAUCGCUCCACCUCCUGCUGCCGAGCUCGUUCAUGACGCACCCGAGCCUGUGAUGACACCUCCACCGCAGUAUGAUGUCGUGGUCGGAACUCCUAGUGUAGACGGUAUGGCCGACUACUUUGCACGACUGGCCGACGCUGGAUAUGAGGGCCAAGAUGACUCAGAAUCGGACCCAGAUGAUUCACCCCCAAGGAUUCUGGACAGAACUGGACGUGUCAACGUCGCUAACCCUCGAACUCCUGGUGGCCGGAGAAUGCCGAGUCGAAGCUUGGAAAUCUCCAGACCCAGCAUUCAACUGAACAUGAAUGCACUCCAUAACCGAGCUGGGCGUGCAGUGUGA